Messenger RNA from Candida tropicalis MYA-3404, 2787 nucleotides. RefSeq names its product serine/threonine protein kinase (gene CLA4). Gene Ontology annotation, biological process: intracellular signal transduction; protein phosphorylation; regulation of MAPK cascade. Bases 1 to 2787 code for a protein of 928 amino acids. NCBI's taxonomy places the organism in Eukaryota, Fungi, Ascomycota, Pichiomycetes, Serinales, Debaryomycetaceae. Gene Ontology annotation, cellular component: cytoplasm. Gene Ontology annotation, molecular function: ATP binding; protein serine/threonine kinase activity. The transcript has a single exon. The record is from RefSeq and is a predicted model, not a curated record.
AUGACUAGCAUCUACACAUCAGACUUGAAAAAUCAUAGACGUGCUCCUCCUCCUCCUCCUCCGCCGUCUGAUGGUGGUAGCACUAAUACCACUGGCAAGAAUAAUAAUAACAACCAGAACAACACGUCUAAUCCUUCAAUGUCUUCAUCUCCUUAUAGUCAACUCAACAAUAUGGGGAUGAAUAUGUCCUCAAAACCAAUUCAUUUAACUAUCAAUUCAAAUAAACGUCAAUCCGGCUGGGUUUAUGUCAAGGAUGAUGGGAUUUUCACCUCAUUUAGAUGGAAUAAAAGAUUUAUGAUUAUUAAUGAAAAAACUUUGAAUUUUUAUAAACAGGAACCAACUACUGAUAAUAACAAUACUAGUUCACCAGAUUUGUCAUUUCCUUUAUAUCUAAUCAAUAAUAUUAAUUUAAAACCAAAUUCAGGUUAUUCAAAAUCAUCUUUUUCUUUUGAAAUUAUUCCUAAAAAUAACAACUAUAAACCAAUUUUAAUUUCAGUUAAAUCUAAGAAUGAUUAUUCCGAUUGGAUUGAUGCUUUUACUACUAAAUGUCCUUUAGUUCAAAUUGGUGAUAAUAACAGUUCAUCCUCGUCUUCUUCUUCAACUGGUCAUUUACAAAUUCAACAUUUAACUAAUAAUAAUUUACCUUCUUCUUCUACAACAUCUUCAAACUCAAAUUCAAGUAAUUCUAUUUCAAAUAGUAUACUAAGUGGAGGAAAUGCUGGUGUUUCCGGUCCAAUCAAUUUCACCCAUAAAGUUCAUGUUGGUUUUGAUCCAACAAGUGGUAGUUUUACUGGAUUACCUGACACUUGGAAAUCUUUAUUACAACAUUCUAAAAUUACAAAUGAAGAUUGGAAAAAAGAUCCUGUUGCCGUUAUUGAAGUAUUGGAAUUUUAUUCAGAUAUUAAUGGUUCUGCUACCGGUACUCCAAUUGGUUCCCCAAUGAUUAAUGGUAAUACUAACAAUACUACUAUGAUUAGUAAUAAUACUCAAAAAAUGACUAUUCAGGACAAUAAUUUGCAAGAAUGGACUAAACCUCCAACAAAAUCAACUCAAUUUAAACCAAGCCGAGCUGCUCCUAAACCUCCAACUCCAUAUCAUUUAACUCAACAAAGUUCUUCCAACCUUUCUUCAUCUUCGUCAUCUAAUAAGAAUGUUUCUGCAUCUAAUAAUAAAAACAAUUCUCCAUUGACUACAUUGAUGAAUAAAUCGGACCCAUCAUCUUCGGAUCUUGUUCCUGUUAGAAGAGCACCCCCUCCACCAAAUGCAGCUGGAAAAUCUACAACUUCACAACCACAAGAUCAAUCACGUCCAUUUAAUCAAAUUCCACCGCCAACAUCUACAACUAGUAAACAACAACAACAACCACAACAACAGCAAUCACAACAACAUCCUAAACAAACACCACCUUCAUUACCAUCUACAGGUCCACCAAAUAAGAACAAAAUUCAUCCUGAUCUUAAAAUCCAACAAGGUACCAAUAAUUUUACUAAACAAAAUAAUUAUAAUAAUGAUCCAAAACUGUAUAUUAAACCUUUUACUUUACAACUGAAACUGAGUCAACAAAAUUUGGCUCAAAAACAACCAACCACACCUGUUGGUACUUCACAUGCAGCCACUAAACCAUUGAAUCCAGAAUCACAAGGUAUUAAACCACUUAAUUUGAAAUCCAAAUCUAAGGACGAAACUUCUCCUACUACCACCACCACCACCGCCACCUCAUCAUCAUCUAGUAAACUGAAAUCACCAUCACCAACUAAUAAAACUACAGAAGCUGUCAGUGGCCAGGGCGUUACCAAGACAGCUAAACAACUCAAGAAGGAACGUGAGAGAUUAAAUGAUUUACAAAUCAUUGCUAAGUUGAAAACAGUUGUCAAUAGUCAAGAUCCAAAACCUUUGUUUAGAAUCAUUGAAAAAGCAGGUCAAGGUGCUAGUGGUAAUGUUUAUUUGGCAGAAAUGAUUAAUAGUAAUAAUAGAAAAAUUGCUAUUAAACAAAUGGAUUUAAAUGUUCAACCAAGAAAGGAAUUAAUUAUUAAUGAAAUUUUAGUUAUGAAGGAUAGUCAACAUAAGAAUAUUGUUAAUUUCUUGGAUUCCUAUUUAAGAAAAGAAACAGAAUUAUGGGUUAUUAUGGAAUAUAUGGAAGGUGGUUCAUUAACAGAAAUUAUUGAAAAUAAUGAAUUUAAAUUAAGUGAGAAACAAAUUGCAACUAUUUGUUUUGAAACAUUAAAAGGAUUACAACAUUUACAUAAGAAGCAUAUUAUUCAUCGUGAUAUUAAAUCCGAUAAUGUUUUAUUGGAUGCACAUGGUAAUGUUAAGAUUACGGAUUUUGGGUUCUGUGCUAAAUUGACAGAUCAAAGAAAUAAACGUGCCACUAUGGUUGGUACACCAUAUUGGAUGGCACCUGAAGUUGUUAAACAAAAAGAAUAUGAUGAAAAAGUUGAUGUUUGGUCAUUAGGUAUCAUGACGAUUGAAAUGAUUGAAGGAGAACCACCAUAUUUGAAUGAAGAACCUCUUAAAGCAUUAUAUUUAAUUGCCACUAAUGGUACACCUAAAUUAAAGAAGCCAGAGUUAUUAUCUAAUUCAAUUAAGAAAUUCUUGUCUAUUUGUUUAUGUGUUGAUGUGAGGUAUAGAGCAAGUACCGAUGAGUUGUUAGAACAUUCAUUUAUUCAACAUAAAUCAGGUAAAAUUGAAGAAUUGGCUCCAUUGUUGGAAUGGAAGAAGCAAAAGAUUCAAAGUCAUCAAAAUAGUGCUAAUACUACUGAUGAUGGGAAUACUACUGGGUUUGAGUAG